UCACGUUGACGAAAAGGAGAAAUCGAAGGCGUAGACCUCAUUCGGUCAUCGCAUAGCAUAGGCCUCUACAGCUUUCCAGGCUCGCGGGAGGCCAGCGAGGAGAUCCGUGCCGGCACCUUCCCUCCGUCCUCGCCGUCGCCGGCUCGCCCGUCCUGUCUGUUCUCUUCUGACCACGCGGGUCGGGUGCGGUGCGGCACCUGCACGCCCUGCAGAUCGCCGACCACCCCUCCGGCACCCUCCAUGCUCCUGCGGUCCGCGCCGCGCGGCCUCCACCUGCUCCGGCCGCAACACCUACGCCUCCUCUCCGCCGCCGCCUCCGCCUCCGCGGCCCCGGCCCCGCCCCAGCUCCCAACCGAGUGGGCCGAGGCUCCGCUUGCCUGCGUCCGCCCGGCCACCGCCGACGCCUCGCUGUUCCACGUCUCGCUUGACCUCUCCGCGCACGGGGAGCUCCUCGCCUCCCACGCCGCCGCCGGCCAGUUCCUCCCCUUCCGCCUCCCCGCCGCGCCCUACCCGAUCUUCCUCGCCAUCGCGUCCCCUCCUCCCCCACCCCUCACGCCCGAGGCCGGCCUAGCAGGGUCAGGGUCACCCUCCUGCUUCGACUUCCUCGUCAAGCGCCUCCCGGGAACCCCCUCCGCGCGCCUCUGUGACCUCCGACCCGGUGACCUCGUCCAUGUUGGCGCCAGCGUCGUCGGCCGCGGAUUUGACGUCGCCAGGAUAGCCGACGCCCGCGACGUUCUCGUCUUCGCCACCGGAUCCGGGAUCAGCCCGAUACGGUCACUUAUUGAGUCAGGUUUUGCUGAAAACAAGAAAACUGGUGUAAACCUCUUUUAUGGGGUUAGAAAUCUUCAGAGGAUGGCAUAUCAGGAGAGGUUCGAUGAUUGGGAAUCCAGAGGAGUUAAAAUUGUGCCUGUCCUCUCAAGACCAGAUGGUCAAUGGACAGGCGAGCGAGGUUAUGUCCAGAAUGUGUUCUCAAGGAUGAAGAAUAUUGUAAACCCUUCAUCAGUGGGAGCAAUUUUGUGUGGGCAUAAACAGAUGACUGAGGAAAUCACAAGAGUUCUUGUUGCCGAUGGUUUAUCAAAAGAUAGGAUCUUAACUAACUUCUGACCGCUAGUAGGACACUGUUCCAUCCUUUUUGGGAGGCUGUACCAUUUUUGUACUACAAUACAAUCGAGCAGCUAUUCUUUAAAGCAGCGAGAGUGCAGCAACAGGAAGACAGUUCCCUGCUUACAAGUUACAAAUAAGGGCAGUUCAUUUUCCCCCCAUGUGACCACAAUCACCAUAUUGGCUUAUUGCUGAAUGACUGAUGUAAAUCUCAACAGGCACUAAGCAUCUGAACCAAAGGCCAUAGUUGAGAUUGUUUUGUAGCUUCUGAGACAUUAUUCAGGGGAUAUAGAUAUAAGGCGCUGAUGUACUAAGAAAGGUCCCCUUUUGGAGAGAGAAAGGAGCAAGAUAUGAUCGCUGUCUCUUUUGCAGCGCUGAGAUUUUGGUGUGUGUUGUCAGAAUUUUGUGUUAAUUGAGUGGAAUGUAGCGUAUCAAUGUAUGUCGUUUAAUUGAGACGCGUUCGAAGA
Molecule: messenger RNA, 1568 nt
Organism: Sorghum bicolor (sorghum)
Lineage: Eukaryota; Viridiplantae; Streptophyta; Magnoliopsida; Poales; Poaceae
Product: fruit protein pKIWI502
Exons: 5
Coding region: 241-1104 (287 amino acids)
Molecular function (GO): oxidoreductase activity
Source: RefSeq, a predicted model, not a curated record